Messenger RNA from Trichophyton verrucosum HKI 0517, 1107 nucleotides. RefSeq lists its product as uncharacterized. Gene Ontology annotation, biological process: inositol phosphate biosynthetic process. The record is from RefSeq and is a predicted model, not a curated record. Gene Ontology annotation, molecular function: inositol-1,3,4,5,6-pentakisphosphate 2-kinase activity; ATP binding. The transcript has 2 exons. Lineage: Eukaryota; Fungi; Ascomycota; Eurotiomycetes; Onygenales; Arthrodermataceae. Gene Ontology annotation, cellular component: nucleus. The annotation marks the transcript as partial.
AAGCACCUUGCAUAUGAGAUUUGCAGGCAUCGCGAGGCAUCCUUGGAGCCUGUCCCAGCGUCGACACUCAUGCUGGAACUUACGGCCGGCGUCAAGUUGACCUAUCUGGCAGAGGGUGCCGCCAACAUAGUCUACAAUAUCUCCUCUGACCCCUAUCCCUCAGCUGCCCCCGCCAGAGCUCCAGACAUCUCAGGCACCAAGCCACGAACAGGGUUGGGUCAAGCUCAAGCUGCGUAUCCGGGCAAACUGCUUCGUUUGAGGAAGAAGAUCGACUCAGGAACACCUUACCUAGAGAUUACCCGCAGAUUCAACUCGCAGGUCCGCUCGCUGUUCCAGGACGAGGAGCUCGUCUCGCAGGAACUUGUCAGGCUACCGGACGGUCUCACCACGGCCUGCAAUGAGCGUCUGAGAGACGAUGAGGCGCAGGACCGCCGGCCCAUGAAGCGGCGAGGUGUCUAUCUCUGCACCGAUGAGCCAUUCGGCCUUCUCAUCAAAGACAUGACUGCUUCCCCUGGCUCAGGUGCAACGCUCUGGGAGUUCAAGCCCAAAUGGCUGGUCCAGUCUCCCUCUGCGCCCCCAGACUCUCGCCGAUGCCGCACCUGUGCUCUACGGGAAAAGAGGCAAUUUACAACCAGCCGGGGAGCAACCAUGGACAAGACGGCUGAACAGCUUCAAGGCAAGAGAUCAUUUUGUCCGCUUGAUUUGGUCUCAAACAGGCUCGAGGACAUCAUGUCUGCGGUAUCAGUGAUCAUUGAUAGCCCCGACGAUGCUCGUCGAAUAGCUGCCUUUAUAUACCAAAACCCAACGCUGCUCAAACUUCGAGACAAGCAGCACCAGAUGAACGCUGUCGGGCUGGAAGGUAUCCAUGCGUCACCAGAGGAGAGAGCUAUCUCCAUGACGCUGAGAGACUGCACGAUGUUUGUUAAGGUUCCACAGAAACAUAAUGAACCCCUUGAACUUCGUCUGGGCGAUCUUGACUUCAAGAGUGAAGACGGGGGCAAACUCCAGUACUGGCAAGAUACCGAGACUGAGCUGAUCGAAGAGGGAUGGUACUUGGGUGUUCACAGAAGUCAGGAUAAGAACACCGAGUGCGCCCUUGGCCGCUAG